Messenger RNA from Betta splendens (Siamese fighting fish), 2835 nucleotides. It is a transcript of the gene pfkfb3, whose product is annotated as 6-phosphofructo-2-kinase/fructose-2,6-biphosphatase 3. Gene Ontology annotation, molecular function: fructose-2,6-bisphosphate 2-phosphatase activity; ATP binding; 6-phosphofructo-2-kinase activity. The record is from RefSeq and is a predicted model, not a curated record. Lineage: Eukaryota; Metazoa; Chordata; Actinopteri; Anabantiformes; Osphronemidae. Gene Ontology annotation, biological process: fructose 2,6-bisphosphate metabolic process; fructose metabolic process. Gene Ontology annotation, cellular component: cytosol. Bases 147 to 1709 code for a protein of 520 amino acids. The transcript has 15 exons.
CGGAUGUGUGCCACUCACCGGCAGAUAAGCUCAGCUCAACGUGCUCGGAACAGCCGUCGGCCACAAGCUCUGUAUUCAGGCGCUUCUUUCCCCGGGAUCUAAGCGACUCGCUUCCAGUGUACUGUGCCAUCUCGAUCCUCCAAGGAAUGCCCAGAGAGUUGACCCAGAACAGGAUCCAAAAGAUCUGGGUUCCCACCAAAGAUGACAAGCCGGCUCCUCGGAGAGCGGCCGGCGCCCCCCACUUCGCCAACCCCCCCACUGUCAUCGUGAUGGUGGGCCUGCCGGCGCGAGGCAAGACGUACACGUCCAAGAAGCUCACGCGCUACCUCAACUGGAUCGGCACGCCCACCAAAGUCUUCAACGUAGGGGAGUACCGCAGGGAGGCGGUCAAGAACUACAGCUCCUAUGAUUUCUUCAAGCCCGACAAUGAGUGUGCUCUGAAAAUCAGACAGCAGUGUGCCUUAGCAGCCUUGAGGGAUGUCAGGUCCUACUUAAAGGAAGAGGGAGGCCAAGUAGCAGUCUUCGAUGCCACGAACACGACAAGAGAACGGCGGGAGAUGAUCCUGAAGUUCGGCAAAGAGCACGGCUUCAAGAUAUUCUUCAUCGAGUCUGUGUGCGACGACCCCAGCGUCAUCGCAUCCAACAUCAUGGAAGUGAAGGUGUCGUGUCCCGACUACCGCGACUGCAACAAGACGGACGCCAUGCUGGACUUCCAGAGGAGAAUUGAAUGCUACAAAAGCAGCUACCAGCCCCUGGACCCCGAUCGGCACGACAGGGACCUGUCCUUCAUCAAGGUCAUCGACGUGGGUCGGCGAUUCCUCGUCAACCGGAUCCAGGACCACAUCCAGAGCAAGAUCGUGUACUACCUGAUGAACAGCCACGUCCAGCCCCGGACCAUCUACCUGUGUCGGCACGGAGAGAGCACCGACAACACGGAGGGCCGGCUGGGGGGCGACUCCGGCCUCUCGGCGCGGGGCAGACAGUUCUCCGCCGCCCUGGCGCGCUUCGUGGAGGAGCAGCAGCUGAAGGACCUGAAGGUGUGGACGAGCCAGCUGUGCCGCAGCAUCCAGACGGCCGAGCACCUGGGGCGCCCGUACGAGCAGUGGAAGGCGCUGAACGAGAUCGACGCCGGAGUGUGCGAGGACAUGACGUAUGACGAGAUGAAGGAGAAAUUCCCGGAGGAGUUUGCGCUGAGAGACGAGGAUAAAUACUACUAUCGCUAUCCCGCCGGAGAGUCGUACCAAGACCUGGUCCAGCGGGUGGAGCCAGUCAUCAUGGAGCUGGAGAGACAGGAGAACGUCCUGGUUAUCUGCCACCAAGCCGUCAUGCGCUGCCUCCUGGCCUACUUCCUGGAUAAAAGUGCAGAUGAGAUGCCCUACCUGAGGUGUCCCCUCCACACUGUGCUGAAGCUCACCCCGGUCGCCUACGGGUGCAAAGUGGAGUCCAUAUCUCUGAACGUGGAGGCAGUGAACACUCACAGAGACAGGCCAGAGGAGGUGAAGCGCGGCCCCGGCACCUUGAUCCGGAGGAACAGCGUGACCCCCCUGACCAGCCCCGAGUCCAACAUCAAGAAGCCGCGCAUCGUCGACCUGGACGAGGCGCCGCUCCGCGAGAUCCCCUCGGUGUCGUCGCUGGCCCUGUGCAGCCCGUCUCACCUUCCCCUCUCUCUGGCCGGUCAGCACUGGCUGGGCAAGGUUUGCCUAACCUGAAGAGGAAUCCAUCUGGUCGCCACGAAGUCCUGCAGCCCUGCCAAUGAGGUGGCCACGCAGAGGAUCGCCGGCACGGCCCCACAGGGAAACAACCAAACAAAAUCCAACGCUUCCUAAUCCUGUACAUUUCCAAGGACCAACCCGGUGGAGGUGAAGGACGAUUUGCUGUUGUUGCAGAGGCUCUUUCCAGUGUCAGAAGCGCUUUUUUCUGUAUUAACUGGGAAACACUCAAAAACCCUCUUACGUAUAAUUUAUUCAGACUGAAUGAGACAAAAUGUGACUGCUGUUGCAUCUAACAGCUUGAGCGGCUCUCUGGUGUAAUUAUUGAGAAACCAGAAGAAUCUAACGCUCAAAUGCGACUUUUCAUCAAAUUCUUGUGUUCAUUAACAGAACAAUGUAGUUUAUUGUUUACAUUGUAAACACUCUCUCUCUCUUUUUUUACGUAUCAGAGCGCCAUGAUUUUACCGACUCCUUUAUAUGCUCACGCGCUACAUAACACGCAAUAUAUUUUGCACAUUGGGGGAUAAAUCUUUACCUUAGGUUUAUUUAUAUGUCACUGUGUUUUUUUUUCACUGUAACGGAGGUGAUUCUCGCCCUAGAGUGCCUGUAGUGCUUGUUUGGCACGCCUGAUGCGGCUUCUCUUGCCAUUUCUCUGGACUUGACUGCUUGAGAAGAAGCACCACUUUUCUCCUAACAACUGCACAUAUUCAUAUUUGCAUUUUUAUAGUUUGGAUAUUUAUAAUUUCUUGUUGUUUUUGUUGCUGUUUCAUUUUUAAGUGCUGUAGUGUGUUUUAACAAAAAUGGGGGAACUCCUUUUGUUGAUUUUGCUGUCAUAGUCUGCUACACACAAAUCUGAACACCUAUAUUUUUGUUAUAACGAUGCGUGCUGUUAAUAAUAUGUGUGUGUGGACGUCUUUGAAGAAAGCGUGUAUGUGUGUACAUAUUUGUACUAAUGUGUGGGAUUGAAUGAAAAGGACAAAACCUGAGGAAGAUGCUGCUGCUUCUCUCUUUCUCAGUGAAUCCUGUUUGAUUGAGAUACUUGAACCAUUUUUGUAAAAUGUUUUAUUCUAUUCUUUAUUUAUUAUGUAGUUUUGAAUGACGGCCAAUAAACUCCACAUGAAAUACA